GUUCGACCAGUUUGGAAAAUUUUGCAUCCUCUCGGUGCAUAUUAUGUACGUAAUAUUGUGGCCAGUAAUAUUCUUAAUGUAAUUAACAAUGGGUUUAUUAACAGUACUUAAGAAACUGAAACAAAAGGAAAAAGAGAUGCGCAUUUUAAUGUUAGGUUUGGAUAAUGCUGGCAAAACAACAAUUUUGAAGAGAAUUAAUGGAGAACCAAUUGAUACAAUAUCACCAACUCUUGGUUUCAAUAUUAAAACUUUGGAACAUCGUGGAUAUAAACUUAAUAUAUGGGAUGUGGGUGGUCAAAAAUCAUUGCGUUCUUAUUGGAGAAAUUAUUUUGAAUCUACAGAUGGGCUUGUCUGGGUAAUUGAUAGUGCAGAUAAAAGAAGAUUGGAGGAUUGUAAAGCAGAAUUAUAUAAACUUUUGCAAGAAGAAAGAUUAGAAGGUGCAAGCCUUUUGAUACUUGCAAACAAACAAGAUUUACCUGGAGCAUUGUCUGCAUCUGAUAUUGCAGAAAUUUUGGAAUUGCCUAGUAUUAAAACGCAUCAUUGGAAAAUUUACAAAUGCUCAGCAGUAACAGGGGAAAAUCUGUUGGAAGGAAUAAAUUGGAUUGUUGAUGAUAUUUCCGCUCGAAUAUUUUACAUUGAGUAA
Habropoda laboriosa is the source of this 643-nucleotide messenger RNA. It is a transcript of the gene Arl2, whose product is annotated as ADP-ribosylation factor-like protein 2. Gene Ontology annotation, molecular function: GTP binding; GTPase activity. Gene Ontology annotation, cellular component: microtubule cytoskeleton; cytoplasm. The record is from RefSeq and is a predicted model, not a curated record. NCBI's taxonomy places the organism in Eukaryota, Metazoa, Arthropoda, Insecta, Hymenoptera, Apidae. The coding region runs from base 89 to 643 and encodes 184 amino acids. The transcript is spliced from 2 exons. Gene Ontology annotation, biological process: protein folding.